Hypoxylon trugodes is the source of this 5048-nucleotide messenger RNA. RefSeq lists its product as uncharacterized. Lineage: Eukaryota; Fungi; Ascomycota; Sordariomycetes; Xylariales; Hypoxylaceae. Gene Ontology annotation, molecular function: guanyl-nucleotide exchange factor activity. The transcript is spliced from 2 exons. Gene Ontology annotation, biological process: regulation of ARF protein signal transduction. Bases 200 to 4672 code for a protein of 1490 amino acids. The record is from RefSeq and is a predicted model, not a curated record.
CGAACGAAUUCGAUCGAUCGAGCCAUAGUCAUGUUUUGGAGGGAAUAAUCAAUCGGAUUUGGACAAUAUCAAGAGAGGAAGGACGGAAAUUCAAAACGGGCACUUCAUAUGACUGUCUUGUGCUGCGUAUGGCAGCCCCCGUUUCUGCUGCCGUCCAACCCAUCCUGUUCCACCUAACCCGACCAAUCGACACUCCGCGAUGCAUUCCUCCGAGAAUAGUCGACGGACUCAGCGCCGGCGGCCUGAUUUAAAUAUCAAUACCUCGGGUACUGCUAGCAGAGGACCUUCUACACCUCCCGCAAGGUCCAAGACAAAGCCCCCCGUUUCUAGUCGAGCGUAUCGAGUACAAGCCUCAACAUCUACGGCCUCGCAUGAUUCUGAAGAGUCCUUUCUGGAUAAUGGUUCUGAUGAAAGCCGAGGGAACGAUCACGAAUUACCUGACCUACCUCGAACUGGUAGGACUGUGAGAGACUCGCACGAUCUCUCCCUACCCGCGCGCCAGUUUACUCGUGAUUCUCUCGUUACCAACAUGUUAUCCUCUCUUGACCAAUUCUCUCUGGGGCAAAUUAAUACUCCUACGACUAAUAUGUUUGACGACGACGAUCCCCUUAGUCCACCGAGAGAUGACUACACAAGAUCUAUGACGAACACUUCCCGCCCAGCGCGUAUGUGGAGUUCGGGCGUUAACCACGGUCACGGAUACUCAUAUAGCUCAGACUUUGAAGGGACUGACGAUGGGGCAAGCAGGAUAUCCGGCCAAUUCUCGAGAGGGCGACGUAGUAACAGCAGCUCGGGUUUCCAGUCGAGUCUUGGCCGUAUUAACAGUAUGCGAGAACAAAGCCACCCCGGCGGAGCUGGAAGACACGCGAUGCAUUCUAGAGCGAGCAAGAGCAGUAGUACUAACAGUAUGGAUGCCGGCGGCUAUGCUCAAGUUCUGACUACCCAACGAUGGGCCCAUGGUAUUGGUAAUAGUGGAAGAUCGUCGAGUUUUGACUACGGGCAAAGGCCCUCCUUAAGUUCUCCAAGUGCGUGGAAGACCGAAUUUUCUAACACUUUUCUCGUUGACGAUUAUGAAGCAGCGCCUACGCCGACAAUACCUGUUGGUCCCCGGCGUCUGAAUAUGCCGUCGACUCCCGUCGGACCACCGCCUAUCCCCCCAUCAGAGCUCGAAUCGAAGACACCCGAUCGCAAGAAGCCCAACAACGCGAGAUCGAGAAGUGGUACCAUGAGGACAACUCAAUCUAAGUAUGCUCCGUCUUCGCGCGACGUACCUCCUCCGCUACCUUCGGCCGAUUUGGACUCUGCUCCUGCACCGCACGUCGGAUACGAAAAAUCGAAGGAACUUUUACAAGGCCCGCCCGCUCCAGCACCACAGGCUAAACAAGGAUUCUUUAGCAGAAUAUUUGGCUAUCGAAAUAGUACCAACAUUCCAGAGGCUAAACCAUCGCAGGUCGCGUCAACAACAGCAGAUACCAUUGAACAUGUUAAUUCACAAACAAAAGCACAAUCCACUCCGCCGUCGAGAGAUUCACAGCGUUCUUCGCAUCAGCCUCAUGUUAUCCAGAAGAAGUCGUCGUUUUUCAGAAGACGGAAGAAGUCCGUGGCAGAACCACCUUUACCGCCACCACCGAUCCCCUUACCGAUGGAAAUCAAUAGGAUCAAGGAACAAUCAGUUCCUAUGCGCGAUGCUAGUCCUGUUAGCAGCUUGCGUGAGAUCAUGAGUCCGUAUCUACAGGACACCACUCCUAACCUACCUCCCGGACUCUUAUCCCCGACGCAGGAGAACUCGCCGCGUGCCAGAGGCUAUGAAUCUCAGGACGAGGAAAAUACAACUCGCAGAUCUAGAGGAUUUUCUCCAGAUUAUGAACCCAGUCCGAAUGCUACUAUCCGGACUGUGAAGUCCACGUCGGCUUUGAGAAACCAGGAGUCUACUCGAAGACGGACGCAGAGAGAAAGCGUAAUGCGGGACCUACCUGAGCUGCCUACAAGUAGGCCAGUCGACGGUCGUGAUACCACAUUCUUCGACGAUAGUAGUGACGAAGGUGAAAAGACAUGGCCUGGUAAAAAGCACAAGCAACAGCAACAACGAAUUAGCAAGACCUUCCCAAUCAUCAAUGACUCAAGAAAUGAGUCUGACGGUGCAAGACUCCGGGAACAAAGGAUAUCAAGAGCUGAGAGCUCUUCUAAACGCGAACAAUCUCCCAACUUACUCCUUCAACCAACCCCUUCUGCUGACGAAGAAACUCCUAGAGUUACAGAAAGCCGCCACGGACCUAAGAGGAUGUCGACCUUCCCUGGCUCACUUAACAAGUCAGCGAACAGCUUACCUAGUGUCAAAGUGGAUACUGCAGAAGCCAGCCCCAAGAUUGUGGGCUCGCCUUUGGAUGAGCCCGAAGUAUCUGUAGGUGAGCCAACAGAGGAUGAUCGUUCAAAGGCGCAAAAGAUAUUCGAUGGAAAUGAAGAUUUCAUUCAGAAAGAGAAAGCAGCUGCUUGGAUGGGAGAAGAGGGGCUUGUGAGGCAACGAACCCUGAAGGCGUAUAUGGAACUAUACGAUUUUACGAAUCAAAGUGUUCUCACUGCUUUGCGACAAAUAUGCAGCCGUCUCGUCUUUCGGGCUGAAACCCAACAAGUUGAUCGAAUUUUGGUGGCAUUCUCAAGCCGAUGGUGUGAUUGCAACCCUAAUCAUGGUUUCAAGACUACUGACGUAAUCCACACGAUGUGUUACUCUAUCAUGCUUCUAAACACCGAUCUUCACCUAGCAGAUAUCGAUCAGAAGAUGACGAGAAGUCAAUUCGUCAAGAACACCAUGACAACUGUCAAGCACGCACUAGCAGACUCCGCCCCCGAAGCUUUUGACCGGGCUAGCAUCUUGCCCGGAAAGAAUAGCUUGCUCAGCCCCGCUGAUUCCGAGGUUAAUACGCCCUUGGAGCCGGAGCCGGAGCGACCUAACUGGAGAGCUUCCUUCAAACCACUUCCGCGAUCGGAAUCGUCCAUCGGUAACUACGCAGACUCUCCGGUCGACACUUGCGGCCCACUUGUCAAAGCUCCUUUUGAAGGUUCUACGAAAGCCUGGACGCAACAGAUGGAACUUGUAUUGAAGGAUAUAUACAACUCUAUUCGUGACGAACGUCUCCCCUUAUUUGGGGCUGAACCAAGUCAGCCACAAAGUCACUCACAAGGCAGUCUUUCAGUAAUGGGUAUGCUAAAACGUAGUCCGAGCGUCCUAUCGAAAGCUCCUUCCGAGGGCCACAUCUCUGUUCGUGGCAGGAUUAACGAUCCGGCUCGUAAUCCUGGAGCAAGAUGGACUUCAAAGAGCCGAUCAAGGCCAAGGUUUCCCGGCAACGGUAUCUCAUCAAGUCGUACUAGCUUUGAGGAUGGAAAUUCCAUCUGGAGCCCUACUACAUCAUCUGCUACUUGGAGCCGAUACUCAUUGGGUAGAACCCAAACUUCUAUGUCUAUGGACUCAUUCGGAUCAUACCCGAAUGGCGAUUACCAGCAAUCGAUCGGAUUUGCUAAUGCAUUGAGCCAAGCCAUAAUUCGCGAAGAUGUUCCGCCUGGUACUAGUGGUCAAUCCAUUAUGAGUGAAGAGAUAUCGGGUAACCAAUUACUUGAAGACGAAUCACUCGAGCUUGCGGGUCCACCGUGGAUUAAGGAAGGUAUUGUCAUUCAUAAGCAUCACCUCGACGGUAUGGAUAAGAAAGCUAAGGAGCGGAAUUGGACCGAGGUAUUUGCUGUUGUCCAGAAGGGAACCAUGAGUCUCUUUUCUUUCUCAAGCAAGUCUAUGCGCCAGAAAUCCCGUGCUGGCCGAAAACUUGCUCCCGGCGCCGUCGUCGGUGGUGGAAAUUGGCAGGAUAAUGCUACAAGUGUCGGAACAUUCUCGCUGCGGCAAACCCUCGCAUCAGCCCUUCCUCCACCGGGCUACUCCCGUAGUCGCCCACAUGUAUGGGCCCUUAGUCUGCCCACAGGUGCCGUGCACCUUUUCCAGGUUGGUACACCUGAUAUCAGCAAGGAAUUUGUCCUUGCUGUUAACUACUGGAGUGCCCGCUUGAGCACCCAUCCACUUGUUGGUGGCGUCAGCAACAUUGAAUAUGGCUGGAGUGAUGCCAUUAUCAACAACGCCUUAAUAACAGCCAUCAACGACUCACCACCACCCCCGCGCCCAGGCAGCGCAGCAGCUGGUCGCAGUAGUAUGCACAGCCGCCAAGGCAGCCUUCAGAGCAGCAUUCGUUCGUCAUUUGAUGUCGGUGGCGGUUCGCGAACAAAGCUGCCAGGAGACCGAAUUCACAUUGCUGAGUGGACGCCCCCAGCACAAUCGCUUCGGCCUAGCAAUUCCUCCGAAGCCGAACAAUUAGAUGUUCUAGAAACUUACGUCAAAUCCAUCGAGGAGGACCUAAAGAAGCACAAUCAAUUGCGAUCCCCUAUGCUUCUGGCGUUCACACCGCGCGGCCAUAACGCUGGCAGGGCUAUGGCGAACUGGGAGCGGAAGAGUAGUUAUCUACUGCGCGAGAUUGUCAAGUUUAGAACAUAUGUCGAUUGCUUGCAGCAUGCGAAGACCAGACGCGCAGAGAUCUACGGCGAGCGCGACAAUGCGCGUCGUGCUGCACGGGGUGAAGAUUUGAGUGAUGGUGAGAGCGUCCACGAUGCCGAGGACGCUGCUAUCGAGGCUGCGUGAAGGGUCGAAGAUAUCUACCAGACGUCAGAGAGCCAUACUAUUUCAUAUUAUUGAUCGCCGUUAUCGAAUUGUCAACAUUUUUUCAGAGGCGAGUCGAAGGUACACACCAAAAAAUACGGCGGGAAGGGUCUUUUCUCUUACUUUACUUUGUAUUGUAUCAUACUAAAGAUCCCGGGGGAUAACACGAUACCCAAACAGACAGUUCGGCGCGCUUGGCUCUUUAUUUUUCUAUGUCGCUAUUGCCAUUGCUAUUGCUACCAUCACCGCCGUUGCUAUAUAGCUACUUGCUAGUCCUAUCACGCUGUACAUAAAAAUAUCGUAUCAGAAAUUAAAGAUUUGUACCUAUCUAACUUCAAGUGCCUUGCUAAAAUGGAAG